CGUUUUUUUGCAGUUAAUAUGUUAGGAUUAAGUUAUAGUAUUUUAAUAACUAUCCUUUGGGUAGCUCAUUGCGAGGAACGAUUUUGUUCUAUCGAUAGCACGGAAUAUUGUACAAAAGAAAGAGAAGUUAAUGCUUACAAUAAAGUUUUAAACGAACAAUAUGAAAAAUAUAAUUAUGCAAUUGAGGAGGCAGAGAAAAAUUAUAAACCAUGCAACAAUACAAAUAAUGGUUGUUUUAAAAAUGUUAUUAUACGUGACUUGAAACCAUUCAAAGAGAAAGGUAUAAAUAAAGAUUUAAUAGAUACUGCAAAAAUGAGAGGAACAUUUUAUCAAAUAAUAGAAGGAAACUUAUAUAGACAAAAAGAUUGUAUGUUUCCUUCACGAUGUGCUGGAAUAGAGCACUUUCUGUUAAAACUAUCUCCUGACUUACCAGAUAUGGAUUUAGUUAUAAAUGUUAGAGAUUAUCCUCAAUCAAGUAAACAUUUUGGGGACCCAUUACCUAUAUUUUCAUUUAGUAAGACUCCACAAUAUUAUGAUAUUACAUAUCCAGCAUGGGCAUUUUGGGAAGGUGGUCCUGCAAUUUCUUUGUACCCUCGGGGUCUUGGAAGAUGGGAUGAACAUUGUAUAUCUUUAGAUAAGGCUAGUAAAAAUGCAUCAUGGGAAAAGAAAGAAAGUAAAGCAUUUUUUCGAGGUUCCAGAACAAGUUCGGAACGUGAUAAUUUGAUACUAUUGAGUCGCAAAAAGCCAAACUUAGUAGAUGCACAAUACACAAAAAAUCAGGCAUGGAAGUCUGAAAAAGAUACAUUGCAUGCACCUCCAGCUUCUGAAGUUCCUUUAAAAGCACAUUGUAAAUAUAAAUAUCUGUUUAAUUAUCGAGGUGUUGCCGCAUCAUUCAGACACAAACAUUUAUUUUUGUGUCGGUCGUUAGUAUUUCAUGUAGGAGAUGAAUGGAUUGAAUUUUAUUAUGAUGCAAUGAUACCUUGGAUUCAUUAUAUACCUGUUCCUAAGGAUGCUGACCAAACAGUAUUAGAGGAUUUGAUACAGUUUGCAAUAAAUAAUGAUGAAUUAUCAGAAAAAAUUGCAAAUCGCGGAAGAGAUUUUAUAUGGAAUAAUUUAAAACUGUCAGAUGUCUCACAAUUUUGGAAAAAACUUUUGAAGAGCUACUUCAAACUUCUAACAUAUAAAACAACUUUAGAUAAAAGUUUGAUUAAAAUUGAAAAGAAAGGAAGAUCUUAA
Molecule: messenger RNA, 1236 nt
Organism: Habropoda laboriosa
Lineage: Eukaryota; Metazoa; Arthropoda; Insecta; Hymenoptera; Apidae
Product: O-glucosyltransferase rumi homolog
Exons: 6
Biological process (GO): positive regulation of Notch signaling pathway; protein O-linked glycosylation
Cellular component (GO): endomembrane system
Molecular function (GO): UDP-glucosyltransferase activity; UDP-xylosyltransferase activity
Source: RefSeq, a predicted model, not a curated record